AUGAAAGUCCUACUAGAAUCACAAGAUUUGUGGACGAUUGUGGAAGAGGGUUACACAGAAGUCGCUUCCGGAGCACCAGAAAAUGAACAGAAUGUUUAUAAGGAGAAAGUUAAAAGGGACAAGAAGGCACUGCAUAUUAUGUUUCAGGUUGUAAACGAAACGGUAUUUGAACGUAUUGCAACAUGCAAGACAUCUAAAGAUGCGUGGGAAGUUCUGCACAAGGCUUACAGGGGCGAAAACAGGGUAAAAACGAAGAUUAUGUCAAUCGAACAACAAUCGUACAAUCAAUUACGUUUGAAUGAAGAACGAGUAGAAGAACAACGCAUAGUUGAGAAAAUUCUCAGAAGCCUGACUAGAAAAUACGAAUCAGUCGUGGUUGCCAUAGAGGAAUCCAAAGAUUUAAACACAAUUUCCACAGAGGAAUUACUUGGUAUUCUUCAAUCCCACGAAUUAAGACUAAAACAAUAUGAUGAUGCACCAGCGGAGCAGGCCUUUCAAGUUCAAGGCAAUAAUUAUGAUAGAUCUAGACAAUUCAGAAUAGAAAACUCAGGAAGAGGACGAGGUAAAGGGAGAGGAAGAUAUAAUGGAUCGAUUCGGUGUUAUAAUUGCCAAAGGUUAGGGCAUACGGCACGUUUCUGCAACAAGCGAGAAGAUAAUGAUCGAUCGAGUAAUGUUCUCCUGCACAAAGAUGAUACAGAAGACGAAAACGAUGAUACCAUGUUCAUGAUUUUUAAUGUAGAAGAAGUGAUUAAGAACGACUGCUGGUACCUGGAUAGUGGAUGCAAUAAUCACAUGACGGGCGACAAGAAUCUGUUCAUAAAACUGAACGAAUCAGAAAGAAGGGAAGUGAGAACUGGAGACGAUAAAUGGUUAGAAGUUUUAGGCUGUGGAGAUCUGAACAUCAGAAUUAAGGGACAUGAGAAACGUGUUCCAAAUGUAUUUUAUGUGGAGGGGUUAAAACAUAACCUGUUAAGUGUUGGACAGCUAGUUCAAAAGGGCUAUGACGUGAGAUUUAACGAUGAAGGAUGCACUAUUAACGACCCAUCUGGGUUUUGCAUCGGAACCGUUAAGAUGACUGGGAACAAAAUGUUCCCAUUGAAUCUGAAGCAUGAUAUAACCCCUUGA
Molecule: messenger RNA, 1125 nt
Organism: Helianthus annuus (common sunflower)
Lineage: Eukaryota; Viridiplantae; Streptophyta; Magnoliopsida; Asterales; Asteraceae
Exons: 2
Coding region: 1-1125 (374 amino acids)
Molecular function (GO): nucleic acid binding; zinc ion binding
Source: RefSeq, a predicted model, not a curated record